GUGUAUUUAAAAAAAAAAACGAAGCUGCUAGAAGCUGUGAGUGAUUCGAAGAAGCACACGCGUUUCGCGAUCGUAACGAAUAAAUAUGUAUCGCGCGGCCGUUUGUUCCACGCAUUCGUGCAAUUUGCGCGCAGAUAUAACGGUCCAUGAACUAAGUGGACUGUUUUUGACAGUUCCGAAGCGCCGACGAUAGAUCCGCUCUAUUUAGCUGCACUACAAUUACACUUUCCAUACUAAAAAUGAGAUGUUAAACAGCGAGGCCAAUGCCAGGCGUAUCGCGAUGGUUGAGAAUUGCUUUGGCGGGUCGGGUCAGCCGCUCGCUGUGCCAGGCAGAGUUUUGGUGGGAGAAGGUGUCUUGACAAAAAUGUGCAGGAAAAAGCCCAAACCCAGACAAUUCUUUCUGUUCAAUGAUAUAUUGGUCUAUGGGAAUAUCAUGAUUAAUAAGAAAAAGUACAACAAACAACAUAUAAUACCGUUGGAGGAGGUAAAAUUAGAGUCUCUAGCCGAUGAGGGUCAAUAUCGUAAUGGAUGGCUCAUUAAGACAGUAACAAAGUCGUUUGCUGUUUAUGCUGCUACCGCAACAGAAAAACAAGAAUGGAUGGCACAUAUCACAAAGUGUAUUGAAGAUUUAUUAAGAAAAAGUGGCAAAAAACCUGUUGAAGUCCACGCAGCAGUUUGGGUACCAGAUAAUGAAGCUACAAUUUGCAUGCAUUGUAAUAAAACACAAUUCACAGUAUUGAACAGACGGCAUCACUGUAGGCAAUGCGGAGCGGUAGUCUGCGGUCCUUGCAGUAAUAAAAAAUUAUUGCUGCCUGGACAGGGCAAUGGAAAGGCCGUCAGGGUGUGUUUACAAUGCUAUGAUGCUGCUAGUAAAGUUAAAGCUAUUCCCGUACCUGGUGUGAAUAGCUUAAAUAAUAAAGAUCAGCAACGUAAUUCUGCCGAUAGUUCAGGAGGCGACAGCUCUGGAGAUGAUGAUGAAGCAAAUAAGGAGGAAAAUCAUGACGAGCCUAAAUUUUAUUCUCCACUCGUCCGAUGAAGAUAACUACAUUACAACACAACACGAUAAUGUUACGGAAUGAUAUUUUUGAAAGCCAAUAACAGUUCGACUAUUAUCAAUUAUAGAAAAAUCUACAGAAAUAUCCUUAGAAAUAUUUCUAAACAAUAUAUAUAUACAUAUAUAUAUAAAGAACUAAAAGAUCUUUCUAAUUAUGUACAAAUAUGAUGGAUAAAUUUAUAAGAAAAUUUACAAAACAUAUUUUAUUGGAUACAUAUAUCUAAUUCGUAUAUUUAGUAUUAAUAAAUAAGUGCUAAAUAUGUACAGAUGAUUGGAAAAGAACAAAGAGAAGAAAUAGUAUUUCUCCAAAGAAUUAAUAUUUCUUCUAAAAAUACUAGCAAUGUGCGUCAUUAGAAUCAACAAAAAUUUUUAAUUGCUUAAUAUGGUUAUUAUUAAUUAAACUCAUUAGUGAGUAUAGACACAUCUUUAUUUUAGAUAUACGUAUCUUAGAAAUAUAUGCCACAUUGUGCCUUCUUAUAUUAUUAAUCAAUGUUGGAUAUAUAAGCAGCUGAUGUAAUAUCUAAUGCGUCAUAUAGAACACAAUUUUCAAAAUGUAAAGUUUAAUUUUUAAUCCAUAGAUUUGUACCUAUUAUUAAAAAUAAUUAUAUACCCACAUACAAGUACAUAGCAAUCCAAACCUAUUAUUUGUGUAAUAAAACGUUAUAUUAUUACAAAAUUUGUGUUUAAUUAAAAUAUUAAAUUGACUUAUUUUUCUAUCAGUAAUUUUUUAUGUUAACAAAUUUAGUUUCUCAUAUAUCCAAAUUCUGCAUGCCUAAUUGAUAAAUUAAGUACGACUAUGGAAAUGAAUCUAGAAUGACCGUAGACUUAUUAUAUGUAAUUCUCGAGUAAACAUUCAGUCUUACAUUAUAUUAUAUUCUAAUGUAUAUUUUAUAGUAAUCUAUACAAAUACAAGAAAAGAUUAGGGCUGCAAAUGAUUUAUUUAUUACUAACAUUCGUUGGAUAUUAUUGCAACUAAUUCGGAUUACGAACAAUCCUUUAAUCGAAAAUACAAUUCGAAAUAAAGCAAAAGAAUAGCGCAUGUACAAGAGGUAUUCUAUUAAUAAAUUGCAAACGCAUUACGAUCAUGUUACAUACACGUA
Messenger RNA from Linepithema humile (Argentine ant), 2154 nucleotides. It is a transcript of the gene rush, whose product is annotated as rush hour. Gene Ontology annotation, molecular function: phosphatidylinositol binding; metal ion binding. Lineage: Eukaryota; Metazoa; Arthropoda; Insecta; Hymenoptera; Formicidae. The record is from RefSeq and is a predicted model, not a curated record. Gene Ontology annotation, biological process: endosome organization; endosome to lysosome transport. Gene Ontology annotation, cellular component: early endosome.